Cladocopium goreaui is the source of this 1131-nucleotide messenger RNA. The record is from the annotation of a GenBank genome assembly. Lineage: Eukaryota; Dinophyceae; Suessiales; Symbiodiniaceae.
UUGUCCUUUCCGGCCGGGCUUCCUCAAAGGUCCUGCUAAGCUUCGAUUGAUUCGAUAUCAUGAACGAGCUGCAGCAGAAAUUGUCCAAGCGUCGUACAUACGUGGAGGAGAGUGGCCUGAAGUUUGAAAGCCAGCCAGCUGCUCAUGAGGCCGUUAUGGGAACACCAUCAUCGCCGUACAAAACCUGUGCAGCACCGCCAAAGCAUUGCGGAGUAGGUGUGGACUUCCAGGCUGCCAUCAGCCGCCGCCGAGCCACGGUGGAUGGAGAUGGUGAAACCUUCGAAAGCACUCCCUCUGUGAAGACCGCAGAUGCUGUUGCGAGCCCGGCCUUGAGCAUGAGCCCACCAGGUUUCGUGCCCAAAGGUGGCUCUGCAGAUUUCAAGAAGGUCAUUGAUCAACAGCGUGCCACCGUGGAUGAAGGUGCCAAGACCUUUGAAAGCCUUCCAGCCGAACGGACGGCAGACUGCGUCUCGAGCAUUCGGAGCGAGACAAUGCAAGUGCCACUCCUUGCAGAGAAGUUCCAGGCACAGGACGCCCAGGAUGAACUCACAGAUGCAGAUGGCACCCCACAUGGAGCCGAUGUCGAUGCUGAGGAUGAUGGUGAUGAAUCAGAUGGCGCGAGCCAAGCGCAUGCUGAUCCGGAGGAGCCAACGAAGACCGUCCUCACCGUCACGCCCGCUCGGGUGUCAUGGUUAGUUGGACUCAGCCAUCCCCUGGCCGCAGAAUAUCACAGUGACAGCUUUGCCAUCAAGGAUUGCGAGCCGGUCCACCUGCGACUUGAGACCUUGGACGGUGGCUGCAGACUUUCCGUCCAGGCGCCCGAAGGUGUUGAGCAAGAUUUGCAGGUGAAGCUUUUCGUUGGCAAAGGAUGGAGAAAGAAGGCCUUCAGGACUUGGAACGGAGAUAGUGCCAGCAUAGUGGAGGACUUUGGCACCGAUCUCACCCACAGGAAUUCCAUCCUGUGUGGCGUGAUCUUCAAGGCCAAGGUCGCUCGGCAAGUGUGAAUCGCCCAGCUGGCGGUCUCACAUUCAGGUUGAGUCUGUGAACCCUGCGUUGCUGACAAUGUCUGACACCUAGACAGCUUGACGCAGCUUGACGCAGCUUGACGCAGCUUGACGCAGCUUGACGCAG